UCAACGCAUUUAGCCUCUCCGUUGUUUAAUUUCUUGAACAAGAACAAGGAAAAGAAUGUCCAGAAAAGCUUUCACUAUGCCAUCUUUACCAUCACUUUUAACACUAUUCGUUUUGGUUUCUUUGUGUGUCUUUGUUCGUGACGGUGAGGCCUGUCGCAAGGAGAAUGAAGAUGAUGUUUUUGGUGGUGGAAUGAGGCCGUCUAUGGUGAAGAAAGGACACAGGAAAUCUUUAGUGGUGACUGAAUAUGGAGAGAUAUCAGCUGUUGAUAUUUGUAGUGAAAGGAAAGGGGGUUAUCAUCUUGAGUUUAUGACAUUAGAACCUAAUGCCUUGUUUCUUCCUGUUGCUCUUCAUGCUGAUAUGGUGUUUUAUGUCAACACAGGGAGUGGAAAGCUGUCUUGGGCUGAAGAUGGAAGAGAAAUGAAGAGGGUGAACAUAAGAAGAGGAGAUAUUUAUAGGCUGCCUGCAGGCUCAGUUUUCUUUAUGCAGAGCAACUUGGAGCCAGAAAGACAAAAGCUGAGGAUUUAUGCUAUAUAUUCAAAUACAGAUGAAGACCUUUAUGAGCCGUACAUUGGAGCAUACUCUAGUAUCAGCGAUUUGGUUCUUGGCUUUGACAGGAAACUCCUACAAUCAGCUUUUAAGGUGUCUGGAGAUGUAAUAGAAGAAAUGGCAAGUGCAAUGAGGCCACCAGCCAUAGUGCAUGCAAUGCCUGAAGAGAAGAAAUCAAUCCUCAAGGAAAUAGAAGCUAGAUUUCUAAAUGUUCUUAUUGGUAAUAAAGAUGGUGACUUCUAUGGCGUCAAUGGUCACAAGAAAAAGAAAACCAAGAUAUUCAACAUUCUAGAUGCUAACCCAGAUUUCGAAAACUGCAAUGGCUGGAGUGUGACUGUUGGCAGAGGUGAUUUGAAAUCUCUUAGAGGUUCCAACAUUGGUGUUUUCAUGGUGAACUUGACAAAGGGGUCGAUGAUGGGGCCGCACUGGAACCCAAUGGCUAGUGAGAUAGCAAUAGUGUUACAGGGACGAGGAAUGGUGAAGGUGGUCUGUUCCAGCAAUGCAAAUGAAGCAGACUGCAAGAACAUGAGGUUUAAGGUUGAAGAAGGAGAUGUGUUUGCAGUGCCUAGAUUUCAUCCUAUGGCUCAAAUGUCGUUCAACAAUGACUCAUUUGUAUUUAUGGGAUUUAGUACUUCAACAAGGAAAAAUUAUCCUCAAUUUUUAGCUGGGAAGAGUUCGGUCUUGCAAACUUUGGACAAAGAUAUCUUGGCCUUGUCCUUCAAUGUCACUAACACUACAAUUCAUGAGCUAUUGGCUCCUCAGGAGGAGGCAAUUAUAUUGGAUUGUACUUCUUGCGCCGAGGAAGAGCAAACAGUGAUGGAGCAAGAAAUGGAAAAGGAAAGGCAGGAAGAGGAAGCUAGGAAGAAAGAAGAGGAAAGAGAGCGAGAGGAAGAAGAAAGAGAACGAGAGGAAGAGAAAAGAAGAGAAGAGGAAGAAGCGAAGAGGGAGCAAGAGGAGGCAAGGGAACGAGAAGAAGAAAGGGAAAAGAGGGAGAGGGAAGAAAUGGAAAGGAGGGAAAGAGAGCGAAAAGAAGAAGAAGAAGAAAGAGAGAGAGAGGAAGAGAGAAGACGACAAGAGGAAGAAGCGGAGAGGGAGCAAGAGGAGGCAAGGGAACGAGAAGAAGAAAGGCAAAGAAGGGAGAGGGAAGAAAUGGAAAAGAGGGAAAGAGAACAAAAGGAAGCAGAAAAAAGGGAAGAAGAGGAACGAGAAAGACGAGAAGAGGAGGAAGAGAGAAGACGACAAGAGGAAGAAGCGGAGAGGGAGCAAGAGGAGGCAAGGGAACGAGAAGAAGAAAGGCAAAGAAGGGAGAGGGAAGAAAUGGAAAGGAGGGAAAGAGAACAAAAGGAAGCAGAAAAAAGGGAAGAAGAGGAACGAGAAAGACGAGAAGAAGAAGCGAGGAGAGAGCAAGAGGAGGCCAGGGGACAGGAAGAAGAAAGGCAAAAAAGGGAAAGGGAAGAAAUGGAAAGGAGGGAAAGAGAACAAAAGGAAGCAGAAAAGAGGCAAGAAGAGGAACGAGAAAGACGAGAAGCAGCAGCAAGGAGAGAGCAAGAGGAGUCCAGGAGACAGGAAGAAGAAAGGCAAGAGAGACAAAGGCAAGAAGAAGAAGAAGCUAGGAGGCAGAGAGAGAAAGAAGAAGAAGGAGGUGAAGAAGAGCAUGAAGGUGGCGGUGGGGAAGGAGUGAAAGCUCCAAGAAAAGUGUGGAACUGGAAGUUUUAAAGGGUGCAAUUAGCUGCUGCUGCAGUAUUGCAAGAUCGUUACUCUUUAGUUUUGUAUAUUAAUGCGUAUGUCCAGUUUUCGAGCUUCUAUUUCCUUAGUGUAAUAAUAAGCUCUGCGAUCUAUGCUUUUGGACAUCAUGUGCAUAUUGUAAUGAGCUUGAGAGCUUUAGAUUCUUUCACGAGUUUGGUGGUGACUUCUUUCAUGUAAAAGAAGUUUCGGAAUCCAUAUUGGUUCUCUUCUUUC
Molecule: messenger RNA, 2506 nt
Organism: Ricinus communis (castor bean)
Lineage: Eukaryota; Viridiplantae; Streptophyta; Magnoliopsida; Malpighiales; Euphorbiaceae
Product: vicilin-like seed storage protein At2g18540
Exons: 4
Coding region: 56-2263 (735 amino acids)
Source: RefSeq, a predicted model, not a curated record